UGUUGUGCCAGCGCUGCUGCCAGAAAAGCCUCCCUCUGAGCCAGAGCCAAGAGCCAGCCAAACAGUCCACUUUGGGCCACAAACAAAAGAGCACCCCAGCCGAAAAGCGAGCGGAGAAUUCAAAUUGAAAUCUUCUCGACCAGAGUGUGCGAUUUUUUUUUCUGAACCUGUGCUUCUGUGCCUACAGUGUUGAUUGGAAAAACUUGCGUACCCAAGGGAUAAGAAAGUGCAAAUUUGUUUCGGAAAAGCCACUCGAGAACAGGUAAACAGGGGAAUUUGCCAAGGAAAUUAUCAUCAUCGAGUCACGUAAUUAAAACGAAACGUAAGACUCGAGAAAGAAGAGCAAAUAUUUGCAUUUUCCGGCGGUGAAGGCGGCGGAAAGGGAACUCCGCUGGCGGGGCUAAUAAUAAACUAAGGGCGAAUAACGCAGGACUCAGGACGCAGCACGCAGGACGCAGGACUAGGGAGCCAACAACUACCGACCGUUAACGUGGCCAUAACAGUUUGCCAGUUAGCGCUACAGUUACCGCUACAGUUACUGCUCCACUUACACUGACUGCUGAUAAUAAAACGUCACAGAGCGAAUCGAAGAACAGAAGAGGCGCAGAAGGGUGCACUGAGCGAAAGGCGAGGGGCGUUGGCUUAUCAACAAGGACAUCCAGGACAUCCAGAACACCCGAGAAGGCCAAUUCCAAGGAUUGCAGGAUGCGGGGCCGUCACUUGCGUCGCCGAUUCAGCCUGCAGCCCUCGUUCAUGAAGGAUGACAACGCCGAGGACAAGCCAAAGCGUGACAAAGUGGGCAGGAACAACGCGGUGGACGAUGCCAUCGGACCGGCCAACGCGCGCCACAAAAUCGUCGUCAUGGGCUCUGCAAAAGUGGGCAAGACGUCGAUAAUCACCCAGUUUCUGUACAACACAUUCAGCACCAAGUACAAGCGGACCAUCGAGGAGAUGCACCAGGGCAACUUCUCCAUCGCCGGCGUCAGUCUCACCCUCGAUAUCCUGGACACCGCCGGUUCCUAUGAGUUCCCGGCGAUGCGUGCUCUUUCCAUAUCCUCGGCGGAUGCCUUCAUCCUGGUCUACGACGUCACCGAUGCCACAACCUUCGAGGAGGUGCGCACCAUUCGCGACCAGAUCCACGAGACGAAGGCCACCACCGCGGUUCCAAUUGUGGUUGUGGGCAACAAGAUCGACCUUCUGGCCGACGGAGAAACCGAGCGCGAAGUUGAGUACGCCACCACGGAAUCGGUGGUCACUGUGGACUGGGAGAACGGGUUCGUGGAGGCCUCGGCCGCCAUCAACGAGAACAUCACUCAGGUGUUCAAGGAGCUGCUGGCCCAGGCGAAGAUCACCUACAACCUGAGUCCGGCCCUGCGGCGGCGCCGGCAGUCCCUGCCGCAGCAGAUCGGCAACAAUGGGCCGGGCACCCCGCUGCACCACCACCACCACCACAGCCACCACCACCAGUCGCAGCACCACCACAACUCCGGGGGCGGCUCCUCCGCCUCCACCUCGGCGGCGGCUGCGGCAGCGUCCUCCUCCGGCGGCUCCGGCGGCUCCCACGCCCCCACUCCGGCCCAGCUGCAGCACCUCCAGCGCAUCCAGGAGCGGAGCUUGGGCGCCAAGCGCAACUCGUGCAGCAUCUCCUAAGGCAGCGGAAUCCGGGGAUUCGAAGGUCGCACCACGGCAGCUUAAAAGACAAACCGAAGCUAAACUAAAACGGUCUCCUACAAAACGGUUUUCAAUACUUCUCCAAUAAUGCAAAAAUGGGGCUCACUUCUACGUAGACCAAUUACGAAAUACCCCAAAUCUAAGGUGAACAGAAAAGGUCGAUUCUUUGAAGGGAAAUAGGGGAAGAUUUGCCUAAGAGCACUGGUCACUUGACAAAAUUGAUCUCUCUCUUUAACAGCAGUGGAAAAUUGCCAGAACUAGAGGUUUAAAAUCGAGUUUGGUUGGUAUCCCAAAUUUUGAUGUAAUAUAUUUGUAGUGCGGAAGUCUCUAGGAUGAUUUCCUCAAGACCAUGAACUAUUUUUCACCGCAUACUCUUACGGAUACCUGUUGAAAGGGUUUUACACCUCUAGAGAUAGUUCUACAUUUUGCCACGAAAAUAGGUCAACUUUCUUUUAGACCUCAGGGUGGUAAGACCAAGCAGAAGGAUCACAUUCCCUUCCUGGGAUUUUCCCACUUUUGCAUCGACCCGCACUAAUGUGGAGCAAUCCGGACUCAAAUGUACCUCUAUCUUGCUAUUAUCGCUCCAAUAACUUUAGUACCUAUAUCUCAAGCCUCUGGUUUCUCAAACUCAGCCCUCAGCAUACUAAUAGACGGAAUGGAUGUGUUACGGUAGAGAAUAUUGAAUCGUUAGACAGCUCUAUAAUUUACUCAGAUAAAAUACAGAAACUAUGUAGUCCCGAAACCGAGGCAAGAAGCAUUCUUUUAAAUGUGUCUCGGCGUUACUCUAACUCGAUUGUUGUGCGUGUGUGUCUAGUUACAGUUUCCCCUUUCCCGACAGUACAGGUAUAUAUAUAUAUGAUAGUUCAUAUAUAUUUUCCUAUUUGUGUAUAGAUUACCCGAGUAGCGAGCACUUGGGACCGGCCCGUGUACCCAAAGACAGCGAAGACAUAUUUUUGUAGACAAUAGGUCGAUAGAACCGGACUUCUCCUGGGCGCCAGUGUUGGGGCGCUUGCCAAUGUGCGGGCUGCCAGUGUUGAGAAGCGGAAGUGAAAGCUAAAGAACCGAAACCGAAAGCAAAUGCAUAGUUAAGAAGUAUCACUGAUUGGAGGGGGAUAACCUAAAACCUAUCUGUAGAAACGUAAUGAGUGUACAUUUAGUUAAUAUUUUUUUUCCGUUCCCAUUUUACGGUUAGCUAGUAGUGUUGGUUAAUGCCAGGCAAAAAGAUUGAAACAAAUGGUUAAGAUUGAAAACGCAAUGAAAACACCAAAGAAUAAGACAAAGACAAAAGCAAAUGCAAAUAAUGAAUACGAGUAUAGGGCGAUAGAAAUAUAUAUGAAGAUGUUAUCGUAUGGAAAAUUAUAGUCGUGUUAUAGGGUUACUUUUGAGAUACAGAACGAAAAACGGGCCAAAGUGAAACGCAGCUAUUAUAUUGCAUACAUCGGACAUCACGCGUAAUUUAUUUGUGGUACAAUAAAGUAUCUACCCGAUACCGGAUUCACACCCAAAAAAAACAGAAAAAGCCAAGUGAACAGAGCGUUAUAUUUAUACUAUUAUAGUUAUAUGUAUUGCUACAAGAAAUACUUCAAAAUACUAAUAUACCGAAUACUAUGCGAAUACGAGUACUAAACGGAAAUCUUAAGGAAAUACCAAACUUAUACGGAUAUUGAUGUGUUGCAAACGAAACGAAAACCUUCAAGAAUUUAUGUAAUUAUUUAGCUCCAGCAAAUCGUACAAUAUCAAGUAUACAUAUAUCUGCGUAUAUUUCUGUGUGUGUAUCAGUGGUUGUUUCAAAUACAAUAUAACUCCGAUCUUUGGCAGGCCAAAGUCCCUUAAACUCUUGCUGGCUGACGGGUGUGUCUAUAUGUUUUUUCCCUUUCCACAAAGCUAAAGGAGCUAUCAUGGAUCUGUAUUGUUUGAGUAGGAUUUGCCUGCAAGAGUUUAAAAUAAAUUCACAAUUAAGCUGGCCAAGGCGCAGAGCACCCAAGAGGUGGCGAUGAGCGUGUAUGUGAGUAGAUCUGUCAUUAUGGUACCUAGAAAUACGGACAUGAGUGUGUGAGCAUUACGUAGAAUAACUCGCAUUACAAUUGAUUUAGUUAGGCGGCGCACUGUGGCCAAUCACCGAGGGCUUGGCACACAUAUGUAUCACUCUAUCGUGGAAGGGUUUUCCAAAUUACAAGCUAGAUUCAGAUUUAGUUUGAGGACACAGUGCGUUAGUUAACAGAAGAGAAAGCAAGCCACGUAGAAUUGAUUAAGGUGUUAGCGAUCCCCAUGAUUCGUGGGCCCUCACUUGGGCUCGGUAUUUUUGCCCAAAAAAAGACACUUCCUCGGGAAAUGUUUGAGUUUAUGAAGAGAUCAGCAGAAUAAGUUUCGAUCUCUUUUUAAGUAAAAUUUUGAUUUUUUGAGUAAGUUAUUCCACUUUCUAGACAUAAAUACCGAGUCUUAUGUAGAAAGGCCCGGAAUCCUCUUGUUUCUGGAGUAGCGGUCAAGGUUGUAUCAGCACCCUUUCGCAUAACCCACUUCCGAAUCCCCUUAUAAAACUAAUAUAUCACUUUCCAACACUCCCAGUCCCGAACCCCUUCAUGACACUAAUAUAUCACUUUCCAACACUCUGUAAGUCCCCUUGAAUGCGAACUUCUUUGGUUCCUAGGCCACAACCUCUGCAGCUGGAUAUCUUACAACUAAAUAUAUAUUAAUAUGAAUAUUUACAUACGGCAAUACACAUAUGCAUAUACUAUAUACAUACAUAUACAUUAUGAAUAAUUAAAAAUGUAAUUGGUAAAUGCGAAGAGACAAGAACCGGAAAUAAACGCAAGGGCGAGGAAAU
Molecule: messenger RNA, 4495 nt
Organism: Drosophila biarmipes
Lineage: Eukaryota; Metazoa; Arthropoda; Insecta; Diptera; Drosophilidae
Product: ras-related protein Rap-2b
Exons: 6
Coding region: 706-1650 (314 amino acids)
Molecular function (GO): GTP binding; GTPase activity
Source: RefSeq, a predicted model, not a curated record